Aplysia californica (California sea hare) is the source of this 1260-nucleotide messenger RNA. RefSeq names its product probable G-protein coupled receptor 139. Gene Ontology annotation, biological process: G protein-coupled receptor signaling pathway. The record is from RefSeq and is a predicted model, not a curated record. NCBI's taxonomy places the organism in Eukaryota, Metazoa, Mollusca, Gastropoda, Aplysiida, Aplysiidae. Bases 1 to 1260 code for a protein of 419 amino acids. The transcript has 3 exons. Gene Ontology annotation, molecular function: G protein-coupled receptor activity. Gene Ontology annotation, cellular component: plasma membrane.
AUGUCUGAUGGAUCCCUGGAGAAGGCAGUAUCAAAGUACCUCUGGAUGACGGUGUCUCCAGUCCUGUUGGUUGUGGGCACGGUUGGGAACGUGCUCUCUAUCAUAGUGAUGAGCCGUCGAAACCUUCGUGGGAGCCAGGCAUCUGUCUACCUCAUCGCACUCUCGCUCACAGACAUAGUCGUGCUCUACACUGGGCUGCUACGUCACUUUCUGCGAUCUGUCGCGUCGCUGGAUGUGAGAGCCAUGACAGAGCUGGGAUGUAAGAUCAACAUCAUGAUGGUGUACGCCUCCCUCGAUAUCUCAGUUUGGAUUCUCGUGGCCUUCACCUUUGAGAGAUUCCUUUCCGUGUUCACGCCACACAAGGUCAAAUCCUACUGCACACGACUCACGUCCGUCAUUGUCAUUUGCAUCAUCAUCAUACUCCUUCUGGGCCUCAACAGCCACUUCCUUUUUGGAUUCGAGUUCGUCGUGUUCGGAAAAAAUGCCAACUUUAGCGGUAUUACCGUCUGUUAUUACGCCACAGACGAAUACAGAUUGUUUGCACAAAGUGCUUGGCCUUGGAUUGACUUCAGCGUCUUUAGUUUAGUUCCCUUCAUUAUUUUUAUAAUCGGGAAUGUGUGCAUAGCGACACGGGUCGUCAAAAGUCGGAGAACGACGCAGAGGAUAGGUACUCUUGAAACCAACGCCGCCAUCAAUUCAACGGCAAACGGCGGUACAGAAAAUGAACCCAGAACUGUCUCCCGGAUUCGGCACACUGCCCCGGCUUUUCCAGUGCCUCAUGCGAAACGGGUGGAUCGUACAGCAUCGAUGACAGCAAUACUGCUUGUUCUCAACAUCAUGUUCCUCAUCACAACAACUCCUGUAAGCAUUUUCUUUAUCGUUGAACCUUACUGGGUGAAGUGGGCAAAGACGCCUCGAGAAAAAGAAAUAAUUCAUUUAACUUUCACGAUCGUUAAUUUAAUAAUGUACCUCAAUAACGCAAUUAACUUUAUUCUGUACUGCCUGACUGGCUCACGGUUUCGGAGAGAGCUACAUAACAUGUUGUCCAAAAAGCGUCUCAUGCGAGUCUUCCCCGUUCUUCAGGAGAACGAGCACGCAUGUGGCGGACAGAACAACGCCCACAUGGGCGUAGGGAACACGGAGUCAACAGAAGUGGGAGGAGCUCUGCAGCCAAGUAGACGGUCCAAUGCUUUACUCACACCGUCACCCAAGCAUGACGUCACAACAAAGACCGCGGAAACUCAAGACACACCAUGUUAG